Molecule: messenger RNA, 876 nt
Organism: Cyphellophora attinorum
Lineage: Eukaryota; Fungi; Ascomycota; Eurotiomycetes; Chaetothyriales; Cyphellophoraceae
Exons: 1
Coding region: 1-876 (291 amino acids)
Source: RefSeq, a predicted model, not a curated record
AUGACGACCCGCCGUCCCCGCCUAAUCGAUACGUUCCCAUCCACACCUCGGACGCAACCAAUGGAAGUCCUAGUCCUCUCCCCUGCCCGCACCGGCACCACCAGCAUAGAAGCAGCCCUCGGCAUCCUUGGCUUCAAGGUCUACCGCGGCAUGAAACACGCCUACCUCGAAGCCGCCCGUGGCAAAGGACCCAACACCUACCCCCUCUGGUCCGAAGCACUCGACGCCGCUUAUCAACCUUCGAACAACACCAGCAAUACACUUGCGCCCUACUCCCCAACCGACCUCGAGAAAAUUCUCUCGCCCUACACCGCCGCCUCCGGCUGGCCUUUGAGCCUCUUUCCCCAACUCGCGCUGGAAGCUUACCCCACCGCCAAAGUCAUCCUCAUGUCCCGCCCACCCACCUCCUUCUCAGCAAGCAUGACCCGCGCCCUCUCCCCGCGCCUGACCUGGUGGUCCUGGAACUGGAUCUUGCCACUCGAGGGCGGCCUCAUUCGUGACUGCAUUCGCUGUGGACAACGCUGUCUCAAUGCCUUCUCUGGCGGCAAGCCGUGGGAUCGUGCGGUUUUGGAGGAGAAGUAUGCUGCGCAUAACGAGAGUGUGACGUCGCUGUGCAAAGCCCAACCGGGUCGGGAGUUGCUGGUCUUUGAAGCGACGCAGGCAUGGGGACCACUAUGUGAGUUUCUUGGUGUGGAUGUGCCGAAGGAUACGCCGUGGCCGAGGGAGGCCGUUGGGGGCGCAUUCGAGAAACAGGGGAGGAUGUUUUGGAUGAUGGCGCUCGCGAAGGUGAUUGUCAAAGUUGGAGCGGUAGCUGCUGUGGUUGGAGCGGGUGUCUGGGCUUGGCGGAAUGGUUAUAUACCUGUGCAUUUGGGUUAA